Caenorhabditis angaria is the source of this 3680-nucleotide messenger RNA. Lineage: Eukaryota; Metazoa; Nematoda; Chromadorea; Rhabditida; Rhabditidae. The record is from the annotation of a GenBank genome assembly.
AUGCGAGCCCUUUUUGUGGCCGAAAAAAAUGACGUGGCAAAAGGAGUUGCGGCUAUUUUAUCGAAUGGUUGGUUGAAGAGCUCAAUUUUCUUGUAACUCUAAAUUUUGUAUUUAUAGGAACUGCUGUGAGAAAAGAGGGAAGAUCAAAGUUCAAUAAAAUUUAUCAGUUGCAGACGGAUAUUUUGGGACAGGUUUGUUUUUUGAGGGGGGGGAAGAAAAUCUUGAUAUAAUCCGAAAAAGUUGAAAAAUAUAGUUUCACAUGGAAAGUUUAGAUCCUGAUUACGGUCACGUCGUCAAAAAUCGCAGACUUCCCAUUUUAAUAUUAGCUAUGACGUGGCACAGUUGGAAAAUUUCAAAAAUUGGGACUUCACGAGGCUAUAAAAUUGUUCGGGAGGGUAGAUUACAUAGGUAGUUCAGAUUUUAAGAAAAUUCAUUUCCGAAGUUUUAAAUUCCCGAUUGUUCAAAAUUUUGCCACGUCAUAAUUCAUAUUAGAAGUUGAGUUUUGGAAUUUUUAACAACCGGAUCGUAAGGUCUGAAUUGUUUUGGAAAGUUUUCCAAAAUUCUGAAAUUUUUCAAAAUUUUAACCUCAUAAGAUUUUUAACCGUAGUUUUCCACGUGAUAAAUAGUUUCUAGAAGUCUUCCAAAAUUCACCAAAUUUUUUUUGCAAUUUUCAGCGAGCGCAAGUUUCAGUAACCAGUGUUUCUGGACAUUUAAUGAAUUGGCAAUUUUAUGAAAAUAUGGCGAAUUGGCAAGAAGUUCCAAUGGUUCAAUUAUUCGAUGCUCCAGUCAGACAUAUCGUAACUCCCGAAAUGAAAUUGAUUGAAAAAACAUUGAGGUAAAUGGUUUUUGCAAUUAGACUAAUUAAAAUUAAUUUAUUGAAGAGAGGAAGCACCGAAAAAUGAUGUUUUGGUAAUUUGGACAGAUUGUGAUAGAGAAGGUGAAGCGAUUGGAGCUGAAAUUGUGAAAGUUUGUCGAGAUAGCAAUCGAAGAUUAGAUGUUUAUCGAGCAAGGUGAUAAAUACUUCAUAAUGUGUUUUUUUACCAUAAUUAAUUAAGUUUAUAGGUUCUCUGAAAUCACAAAAGCUGCAAUUAGUCGAGCUGCUCGAAGUCUUAUUCGAUUAGAUGAUAAAACAAUUGCAGCUGUUGAUUGUAGAAGUGAAUUAGAUCUACGAAUUGGUUCUGCAUUUACCAGAUUACAAACUAUUCAUUUGAGAUCAAGUUUUCGAAAUGUUCUUGGUCAAAAUGGUAAAAAUUUUCUACGAAAAAAAUCUCACAAUAAUUUUUUUCAGACAAUAAUAAAGUUAUCAGUUAUGGAAGUUGUCAAUUUCCAACUCUUGGAUUUGUGACAGAUCGAUAUAAAUUGAUUCAGAAUUUCAUACCGGAACCAUUUUGGAAACUAAUGGUAAUGCAUAUGAGAGAAGCGAUUAAAGUCGACUUUUUAUGGGAUAGGAAUCGAUUAUUUGAUAGAGAUGUUAUUGAUGUAAGGAUUAUCAAAAGAUCUAGGCAAAAAUGUAUUUUUUAAAGGUACUUUAUGAUGGUUGUCAAGAAGUGAAAGAAGCUGUAAUUGAAAAAGUGAUUCGAAAACCAAAAUCAAAAUGGAGACCACAAGGUUUGGAUACGGUAGAAUUGGAAAAAUUGGGAAUUUCGAAAUUGAAGCUGUCGGCAAAACAAACUAUGCAAAUUGCCGAGAAAUUGUAUAGCAAAGGAUUUAUUUCGUAUCCAAGGUUUGGUUUUUAAAAAGAUUUGAAAAAAUAGUUUUGAAAAAAAAAGGUUUGGAAAGUUGGUGAACGUGAGCGUGUUCUAGGAAAUUUUGUUUUUUUUUAAUUUUAUGAAAAAAACGAUUCAUUUCUGAAUAUUCUAGUGAUUUUUGUAUCAUAGAGAAAAGUUAUGUGCUUGGAAAUUUGGAAAUUUUUGGAUGUGGCAAGUUAUUUUAGUCAAAAUUGAUGAUUUUCUAAGGCGGUUUCAGUCAAUUUUUUUAAAGAAUUAAAAUUUAACAGAUUUGAUUCAAAUUCAAAAUCUAAAUAUUUUUCAGAACUGAAACAAAUAAAUUUCCAAAUGGAUUAGAUCUUCGACCACUUGUCACAAUGCAAACCGCUUCAACUAUUUGGGGAGAUUUUGCUAAUCAGGUACUUUUUCCUCAUUCCUCAUUCCCCAUCAUAUUUUUCCCCAGGUACUUGAAAAAGGUGUGAAUCCACGAAAUGGCAAAAAAUCCGACGAAGCCCAUCCCCCAAUUCAUCCGCUGAUUUUUGCCGACAAAAAUCAAUUGGAAGGAAAUGAUUGGCGAGUUUAUGAACUGGUUGUCAGACAUUUUUUGGCUUGUGUUUCACAGGAUGCGCAAGGAGAGGAAACUAUUGUUCAUGUAAGUUUUCAAGAGGCUUUUUAAGGUAUAUAGUCAACAAAUUUAGAUGAGAAUUGGAACUGAGAAAUUUCAUGCGAAUGGAUUGAGAAUUCGAGAUAUGGGUUGGUUUUUUCCUGAAUUUUAUUCUGGAAAAUAAAAUUAAAUAUUUUUCUAGGAUAUUUGAAAGUGUAUGUGUAUGAAAAAUGGGGAAAUAAACAAUUGCCAGCUUAUGAGGAAAAUGAGAAAAUCACUGAUUUCACAUUGAGAAUUGGUGAUGGAAGAACACAAGCACCCGAAUUAUUGACUGAAGCUGAUUUGAUUGCAUUGAUGGAUAAAUAUGGAAUUGGAACUGAUGCGACACAUGCGGAACAUAUUGAGAAAAUUAAGGUUGGUGGAUUAUUAAGGGGGGGGGGUUGGAAAUUUGCUCGAAAAAAUUCUAGAACCUGAAUUUUAAAUUGACAAGGUUCAGAUAUCUGAUACAGAAAAAAUUCACUCUGAAAAUUGGCAAGCGGGAGGACUACGAUCUUUGCCGAGAUGUUCUACCUAGUUCUUCUGAUCUCUUUUACCCCAAAUCUCAAAAUUUUCAGACACGCGAAUAUAUUGGAGUAAAAAACGAUGGAAAGUUGAUGCCCUCGUUCCUUGGCCUCGCUUUAGUUGACGGAUACGAUGAUAUGGGAUUUGCGAUGAGUAAACCGGAUCUUCGAGCAAAUCUCGAAGUUGGACUCAAAGAUAUUUGCGAUGGAAAACGACAGAAAAUGGAUGUUCUUAAUGAACAGGUAAUUUUGAUUUGUUCAGCUAACAAAAAAGAGGAGAAAUUUCAGAUCAAUAAAUAUAAGCAAAUUUUCAUCGAAUCUGAAAGGAAGGUGAAUGUUUUGGCACAAUCUUUACAGCGUUAUUUGGAUGAUCGAGAUAAUGGAGAAGCGGGAGGAUCAGGAGGAGAUGGAGGGGGACCGCCACGUGGUGGGGGACCUCCACGUGGAGGUGGUGGAGGAAGAGGCGGUGGAAACACAAAUACACGUGGAAAGAGAAAAUCAAUAAAUACAUCGAAUAUUGUUGAAGAUGUAGAUGAAGGUGAAAUGGUAACAUUGAGUGAAGAAUUUGGAAGUUUAACAAAUGGAAGAAGAUCGAGAGGAGCUCCGAAAACUAGAGGAACACGAAAAAGUUCGAAUAUCCCACCACCAACAUCAACCACAGAAGAAGUAUUAUGUUCGUGUCGAGAACCAUUGCCAGCUGUCAUGAAGACUGUGCAAAAAGAGGGACCAAAUAAGGGAAAGAAAUUCUACACAUGUUCGUUGCCUUUUUCGAGUUCAGAUAAGUGUAACUUUUUUAAAUGGGUUGAAUAA